AGUAACGGACAAUCCCAGUUUAUUAUGGGAAAUAGGUUCUCCACUGCGUAAAGUGCGACUGACCACAUUCACGUAGCAGGUUAGUCAAUUUUUUGCAGCGCGGGUACUCGCUAUGCAAAUGGCGUAGGGACCGCAUUCAUGACAGUAAAUGAUAACGUAAAACUACGUAACACAACAUUUGCAAUAGGUGGCCAUGGUGGCCACGCAAGUAUUGCGAGUCAUUCAAUCAAACAUAAGAAAAAUCGUUUUGAGGAAUAAAUACACAGCGAAUAUAUACAUCCGUUUCCCUGCAUUUGGCGGUGGUCCAACGCUGCAAGUUUGCAAGACCGGUGUGUGUUGCUGUAUGAGGUGUGCGUGAGUGAGGGUGUGUGUGUUGCUGUGUGUGUGUGAAGUCCAGACAUGGUAAAGCUGGAGCUAGAUCAGGUGGUAAUGAGGAGGAUGAGGGAAGAUGACAUCGAGACUGUCAAAGCUAUCAUCAAGGAGGGUUGUCAGGGAACAGAAAACCGUCUGAUCCUCCACAUCCUGACUCGUCCUGUCUGCCUCCUACUCCUGGCCACUGUCUCUUCUGUCCUCCGCUGCUUCCUUCACUCCUUCAUCCUGGCCCUCAUCAUCCCUGUCUUCCUGCUCAUCAUCUACCUCAAGUUCACCAUGCCACGCUCCACCGGAGUGCUGGGCACCAGCCGGCCCUACUGGGACUAUGUGGGGAGCAGUUACCGAGGGGCGCAGGACGAGACCCUUCCCAACCCCUAUAGCAGGAUCAGUGGGAAACCCCCACCGGCUAAAGGCAAGGCCAGACGGAGGACCAAACCCAAGGCAGAGGACAAGGACAAAGACUCGUCUCCUGAGAUCGUAGACGUGGAGAGGGAGAAGGCAGCAGGGCAGGUGUGGGUGGCGGACUGUGAGGGGGAGAUCGUGGGCUGUGUGUCCAGGGAGGGUGACUGUCGUCUGGGAAUGAGGAGGUUCUGCAGGGUGGUGGUGGGCUGCUGGUACCGCCGGGAGGGCCUCGGCAGACUGCUGGUCCAGAGUCUGGAGCAGAGGGAGAGGCAGACAGGGGCCAGGAGGGUCUACGCCCACGUCCCCUACCCCUCUGCAGUAGGAGAGGCCUUCUUCAGGAAGCUGGGCUACAGGCUGCAGGGGGAGGUGGGCUACGAUGGGGAGGAAGAAGAGGAGGAUGAAGAGCAGCCGGAGAGGACAUUUCUGGGCUUCCAUGUCACCAAGGUGUUUGUCAAAGACCUUAAGUGAUGUAGGAGACAACGAAGGGAAUGUGGAAAAUAAGACAAAGAUGAUAUACUAAAGGGAAAUAGAGAGAGGAGGAGAGAUACUAUAGGGAAAUAGAGAGAGGAGGAGAGAUACUAUGGGGAAAUAGAGAGAGGAGGAGGAGAGAUAUUAAAGGGAAAUAGAGAGAGGAGAGAUACUAUAGGGAAAUAGAGAGAGGAGAAGGAGGAGAUACUAUAGGGAAAUAGAGAGAGGAGGAGGAGGAGAGAUACUAUAGGGAAAUAGAGAGAGGAGGAGGAGAGAUACUAUAGGGAAGUAGAGAGAGGAGGAGGAGAGAUACUAUAGGGAAGUAGAGAGAGGAGGAGGAGAGAUAUUAAAGGGAAAUAGAGAGAGGAGGAGAGAUACUAUAGGGAAAUAGAGAGAGGAGAAGGAGGAGAUACUAUAGGGAAAUAGAGAGAGGAGGAGAGAUACUAUAGGGAAAUAGAGAGAGGAGGAGGAGAGAUACUAUAGGGAAGUAGAGAGAGGAGGAGGAGAGAUACUAUAGGGAAAUGGAGAGAGGAGGAGGAGAGAUACUAUAGGGAAGUAGAGAGAGGAGGAGGAGAGAUACUAUAGGGAAAUAGAGAGAGGAGGAGAGAUACUAUAGGGAAAUAGAGAGAGGAGGAGAGAUACUAUAGGGAAGUAGAGAGAGGAGGAGAGAUACUAUAGGGAAGUAGAGAGAGGAGGAGGAGGAGAGAUACUAUAGGGAAAUAGAGAGAGGAGGAGGAGAGAUACUAUAGGGAAAUAGAGAGAGGAGGAGAGAUACUAUAGGGAGGUAGAGAGAGGAGGAGAGAUACUAUAGGGAAAUAGAGAGAGGAGGAGAGAUACUAUAGGGAAGUAGAGAGAGGAGGAGAGAUACUAUAGGGAAGUAAAGAGAGGAGGAGGAGGAGAGAUACUAUAGGGAAAUAGAGAGAGGAGGAGGAGAGAUACUAUAGGGAAAUAGAGAGAGGAGGAGAGAUACUAUAGGGAAGUAGAGAGAGGAGGAGAGAUACUAUAGGGAAGUAGAGAGAGGAGGAGGAGAGAUACUAUAGGGAAGUAGAGAGAGGAGGAGGAGGAGAGAUACUAUAGGGAAGUAGAGAGAGGAGGAGGAGAGAUACUAUAAGGAAGUAGAGAGAGGAGGAGGAGAGAUACUAUAGGGAAAUAGAGAGAGGAGGAGAGAUACUAUAGGGAAAUAGAGAGAGGAGGAGAGAUACUAUAGGGAAGUAGAGAGAGGAGGAGAGAUACUAUAGGGAAGUAGAGAGAGGAGGAGAGAUACUAUAGGGAAGUAGAGAGAGGAGGAGGAGAGAUACUAUAGGGAAAUGGAGAGAGGAGGAGGAGAGAUACUAUAGGGAAAUGGAGAGAGGAGGAGGAGAGAUACUAUAGGGAAAUGGAGAGAGGAGGAGGAGAGAUACUAUAGGGAAAUAGAGAGAGGAGGAGAGAUACUAUAGGGAAAUAGAGAGAGGAGGAGAGAUACUAUAGGGAAGUAGAGAGAGGAGGAGAGAUACUAUAGGGAAGUAGAGAGAGGAGGAGAGAUACUAUAGGGAAGUAGAGAGAGGAGGAGAGAUACUAUAGGGAAGUAGAGAGAGGAGGAGGAGAGAUACUAUAGGGAAAUAGAGAGAGGAGGAGAGAUACUAUAGGGAAGUAGAGAGAGGAGGAGAGAUACUAUAGGGAAGUAGAGAGAGGAGGAGAGAUACUAUAGGGAAGUAGAGAGAGGAGGAGGAGAGAUACUAUAGGGAAAUGGAGAGAGGAGGAGGAGAGAUACUAUAGGGAAAUGGAGAGAGGAGGAGGAGAGAUACUAUAGGGAAGUAGAGAGAGGAGGAGGAGAGAUACAGUGAAAAGAGGGGGACUACGUCUCUUAUCAAGGCAAUAAUGAGGGUAGAGUCUUAACUAAAAUGUUGGAAGACAAUGGACAAUUUAGUGAACAGAACCUCAUUUAAAUGAUGUUUUUUCCUCCUGAUUUGUAGUAUGUAUUUAUGUAUGUAUUGCUUUUACAAUUGUCAUUGAGUUCUUAUUCAAUGUAAAAUAUAUAUGUUUAUAUGUCUGGCUGGCUCUUUAUUUGUAAAAACUUGUUUUUAUUAAUAAGUGAUUUUGCAAAUAAAUGUGUGCGUACGCGGGGCAUUGUG
Messenger RNA from Oncorhynchus nerka (sockeye salmon), 3353 nucleotides. It is a transcript of the gene nat14, whose product is annotated as N-acetyltransferase 14 (GCN5-related, putative). Lineage: Eukaryota; Metazoa; Chordata; Actinopteri; Salmoniformes; Salmonidae. The record is from RefSeq and is a predicted model, not a curated record. Bases 400 to 1242 code for a protein of 280 amino acids. Gene Ontology annotation, molecular function: N-acetyltransferase activity. The transcript has 4 exons.